UGCAAUGUCUGACGAUCUAUCCUGUACCUACCUCAUCAUUGGUGGAGGAAUUGCGGGGGUAACAUGUGCGGAAACGUUAGCAGUACUCCGACCGGAUGCCACCGAUCGCAUCCUGCUCGUAACGGAAUCGUCGCUCGUGAAAGCUGUUACCAAUGUGGUGCCCCUGGGCAAGCUACUGACCCGGUUUGAUGUGGAAGAGCGAACUGCCAGCGAAUGGGCCAGCAGUAAAGUCGUUGUGCUGCAAGAUCGACUUGAAUCGAUUACCUCGACGAACCGGUACGUUCAAACCGCUGCCGGAAAGCGCAUCAAGUAUCGGUACCUGUGCCUCUGUACCGGUGCAAGGCCGAAUAUCAUCGAUAAAGCGCACGGAAGUCCGCAUGUGAUCGGUAUCCGUGAUACGGAGUCAGUGGAGGAGUUACAGAAACGGAUCAGCACCGCCUCUCGGUUGGUGGUCGUCGGAAAUGGUGGCAUCGCUUCGGAGCUAGUGUACGAGAUGGGCGGAAUGGAGGAGAUCCACUGGGUAAUCAAGGAUGCGUACAUUAGUUCGACAUUUGUAGAUUCCGGAGCGGCCACCUUUUUCCAGGAACGGCUCAGCGCUCAGAAGGCUAGUGGCGCCGAUGGAAAGCAAAUUUACCGGCGAAUGCGUUACACGGAGCAGGGCAAUGAGCAGACGUCAAGUGAGCCGGGAAAACGUGGUGGUGCAGCUCUUGGUCCGGAUUGGCAUCGAGCUUUCGAUAUCGGGAAGGCGAUGCAGAACCAAAAAAACGUUACAAUUCAUCCUUCCGUCGAAGUGGCGUCGAUCGUGGAGCGAAGCGAAGAUCACAAAUUUCGAUUGGGGGUACAUCUCACGAAUGGUACCGAGAUUGAGUGUGAUUUUGUCGUAUCCGCUACCGGCGUUGUACCGGCUGUUGGCUGGCCUUGUGAUUGUCCCUUUAAACUAGGUCCCGAUGGCGGGCUGUUUGUCGAUUGGCAUAUGAAGACCACGGUGGAGGAUGUGUAUGCGGCAGGGGACGUUUGUUAUGCCGGCUGGGAGCACGCACCGCACUGGUUCCAGAUGCGCCUUUGGACGCAAGCGCGCCAGAUGGGUGCAAUGGCCGCUCGAAGCAUGGCAGCGAAACGGGCCGGUGAAGAGAUAUAUCAGGACUUUUGUUUCGAAAUGUUUAACCACGUGACGACGCUGUUCGGGUAUCAGGUGGUGCUGCUUGGACGCUACAACGGUCAGGGGCUGAACGACAAGUACGAGGUACUGUUACGCAUGACGCCAGGGCUUGAGUACAUCAAGUUCGUGCUCGUCGAUGGGAAGCUGCAGGGGGCACUCCUGGUAGGAGACACCGGACUUGAGGAAACGUGCGAGAAUUUGAUUCUGAAUCAGCUGGACCUUUCACCGUACGGAGAUGAUCUGCUUGAUCCCAACAUCGACAUAGAGGAUUACUUCGAUUGAAGAACGUUGCAACCGUAUAAGGGGAAGUGGAAAUGCCUACAUAGAUUCACUAUAACAAGAAAUAAAUACCGAAUCAAUUUAAAACGUG
Molecule: messenger RNA, 1529 nt
Organism: Anopheles aquasalis
Lineage: Eukaryota; Metazoa; Arthropoda; Insecta; Diptera; Culicidae
Gene: Pyroxd1
Product: pyridine nucleotide-disulfide oxidoreductase domain 1
Molecular function (GO): oxidoreductase activity
Source: RefSeq, a predicted model, not a curated record